Molecule: messenger RNA, 6174 nt
Organism: Heterostelium album PN500
Lineage: Eukaryota; Evosea; Eumycetozoa; Acytosteliales; Acytosteliaceae
Exons: 3
Coding region: 1-6174 (2057 amino acids)
Source: RefSeq, a predicted model, not a curated record
AUGGUUGUACAAAAACAAUCAUUUUUUGUAUUAUUUGUAUUGUUUUCAUUGGCAAUUGCUGUUCCAACUCAAUGGACUACCAAUAACCAUUAUUACGAUGUUGUUACUAUCAGUGCCACCUCAAACUCUGAUAUGUUAACAAAGAUUGCCGCACUUCCUACCACCGGUGUAUUGGCUGGUUACACUCCAACUUGGGGUUCCUUCCAAACCGUUGAGGAAUACAAUUUCGUUAAAACAAAACUCAUGACUGGAACCACCGGAUAUAUAUCGGUCGGUGUAGGUAGAGGACCAUCCAACUAUUUAUGGUCAUACAUCAGUGGACCAGAGAAAGGUCUCCUCAGUUACGAUUCUUUCCACGACAUCUGCCCAGGUUAUUGCAACUAUGAGUUCUCACAGCCAGAACCACAAGACGAAUCGAAUGUAGCCAUCUAUUUGGCAACCAACAAAUUCCAUAGUGUUUCAAUUACUACUACCACUUCUGUAUUUAUAGAAUACGUUCCAACCAAUGAACCAGCCAUUGAACCAGCCAGCACUGCAGGUUCUCUAGUCAUUGUUAACAUGAACAACUAUUUCUCCAAUUUGGCCAAGAUUCAAUUCACCAUUACCCCUCCAGGUGCCACCGCUCCAAUCACUUUAUCUUUUACUACAGUCAAUUCCAGCACUGCCAUGGUAAACGUACCAGCAGGUUCUGGAAUUUCUACUUUUGUCAUUACAGAUACCAUUAAAACCUAUACCAAUACUAAUUACAAAUAUAAAAAUCCAUUUGGUUCAGUAGUUUAUCAACCAACUUCCGGUAAUCUUCUUACCAUUACUGGUGAGAAUUUUGGUAAUUCUGUUUUAGCUUUAUCAGUUAGCCUUAGUACUUCAAAUGAUAUUUGCACUAAUAUAAAAAUAUUGCAACCUCACACCGCUAUUUCAUGCACCAUGCCAUUUGUGCCAUCUUCAAGCAAAAAACUCCUUCCACUUACUCUCCAAGUAAAUAAUCAACAAACCACUUCCGUCAUUGUUGGUAUUUAUGAUAAUGAUAAUGUUAGAGUUGUAAGAUUAAAUCCUUCCCCAGCUUCUUACUAUCAAUAUUAUUUAUUGUCCGAAGAAAUUACUAGAACUAUCGAUGGAUAUGUAAGAUACUUUGGUCAACCGGGAUCUCAAAAGCAAUUGGAUCUCCUUAAAAAUACUCAAGUAUUUUCAGGUACUGGACUCCAAUCUAGAUUCAGUGUUGCCAUUGUAAGUUCCAAAUUACUCAGCUAUUGGGGUCCCCUUUCAGACUCUGUUGUAGUAGCUGGUAAUGGUGUUUGUGAUCUCUCCAAAGGAUUGUAUUGUCCAAGUGGAAGUCUUGGGGUUUCAGCUGCAAAAUAUGUAUACUAUGACUUUAGUUCAUCAUAUCAAACUGCCACCGGUUUUGAAGUACUCUACGGAAUGUGGAUUAACUACGGUGUCGAUCCAACAAUCUCUGAUAUUUCUCCAAAAUUAUUGAACACCUCUGGAGGAUCUUUCAAUUUGAACAUGCCAUCGGGUGCUGGUUUCCAAUAUUCUAAUCGUCAACUGGCCAUUAACAAUGUAAAUGUGACCGCCUCGUUUGCUUUGUACAACUUUACAACUCUUACCGUUACUGCUCCAGCUGGUACUGGUAUUGCCAAGGAUUCGAAUCUCUACAUUGAUAAAUUCAAAUUAAGUAAUUUCAAAGUUGGAUAUUAUCCCCCCUACAUUUCCUCCGUUACCAACAAACCAUCGACCAAUGGAGAUACAAUUAUUAUCAAUGGUGUCAAUCUAGGAAACAAUGCCAAUGUUGUGACAGUUACCGUUGGAGGUAAUCCAUGCAACAAUGUCGCUAUUUCUACCGCACACUUUGCAAUUUCAUGUAAAAUUGAUGCAGGUGUUGGAACUGGUUUGCAAGUUUAUGUCUAUGUUGAUUCUCAAAAAUCAAAUCUCUUGACCUUGGAUUAUGCUCCACCAACCAUUUCCAACAUUGUCCAAACUGGAAAUCAAUUGACCGUUAUGGGAACUAAUUUCGGUGUCAUGGCAUCAAACAUUAAGGUUAACACUCCAGUCAAUAUUGACGUCAAUGCUAAUCCAACAGCGGGUAUCUCUCAAAAUGUGACAAUCAAUUUACCUUUCGACACCAGAAAUGGUUUAUUCUACGUAACUGUUGGUGGUCAGAAAUCAUCGGGAUACCAAUUCAACUUGAUCCCCUCCAUUACCUCUGUUGGUCCAUUAGCUUCCUCCCUAGGUGGAACUCAAAUGGUUAUUCUUGGAUCAUUCCUUCAAUCUACGAGACAAGACAACUCCAAUGCAAAUGUAACUGUUGUUUUCGGUAGUGGUGAGUGUACAGGUGCCUAUUCUCAGGCUUCCACUGUCAUCACACUUUAUUGUGCGGCUCCAAAAGGUACCGGAAAGAAUCUUACUGCUCAAGUAUACAUUGACAAUGUUGCUUCCAAUGUUCUCACCCAAUUCUCCUAUUUGCCACCAAAGAUUUCAACCUUUAUGCAAGUUGGUACCGUUGCUACUAUUGCUGGUGACAAUUUCGGUGAAGAUUUCCACGUAGCCAGUAUUUCUUUCAACAACAAACCAGCCGUUCCUGCAACUUCAAUGCAUCUAACCAGAGAUUCUAUCAUUGUCCCAAUUCCUUUGGACUCACAAAACGGUCAAAUAGUUGCAUUUAUCAACGGUCAACAAUCUGACCCAUUCAACUUCCAAUUAUAUCCAGAUAUUCUUACUGCCUCUUUAAUUCCAACUGUUGGUGGUGAAAUGGUAUUCACUGGUAAUUUCUUCAACCCCACAAACUUUUCUGGAAGUCCACUUACUCUAAAAGUUACUGUUGAGAAUAAUCUAUGUACCAAUCCAACCAUCAACCAAACAGGAACCAUUGUUUGUCAAGCUCCAGCUGGAACUGGUGCAAAUGUUACUGCCGAAAUUACAAUCGAUGGAUUUAUGGAUGACUUCCAGGUUAGCUACAUCGCUCCAUCUAUUGGUGAAGUACAAGUUUCCACAACCAACAUUACUAUCCCGGGUACCAACUUUGGUCCAGAUUUAUCUGUAAUUACCGUUCAUUUACAAACAGCCAAUGGUGAUCAAUCUAUUGCUGCCAACACCUUGUCCAAUGGUGUCAAUCAAAUUGUAACCAUCAAUAAUAUUCCAGAUGAUACUCUUAAUGGAAACUUAUUCAUUACAGUUGAUUAUCAAAAUUCCAAUAGCCAACCAUACACUUUAAUUCCAACUGUUGUAAGCUCAACCACUUCACCAACUGCAGGAGGACAAAUUAGAAUUUCUGGAACCCAUUUAACAGCUGAAAGAGCUGAUGGAUCGGAUACUGAAGUUUCAGUAUCAGUAGGUGGAAAACCAUGUUCAAAUCCAGUUGUUGACCAAUUCGACACAAUUCUAUGUGAGGUACCCGCAGGUACUGGAGUAAACAAUGAUCUUUCAGUUACCAUUGAUAAUUCUCAAUCAAACAUUAUUCCAUUUGCUUACGUUGCUCCAACCAUUGCUUCAUGGUCACAAAACGGUGUCUCUGUUACUAUAAACGGUGCUAACCUUGGUUCCAAUCCAUCAGUAUCAGGUAUCAACUUGGGAAUGACACACUCACCAGUUACUUCUGCUAAUGAUGUUUCAGUUGUUGCACCAUUACCAACAUUUGCUCAGAGUGGAAAGAUUUCAGUUUCAAUUGAUUCUCAAACAUCAAAUGAACUUGACAUUGUUUUAUCACCAAUUCUUGAAUCAAUUACUUCAACAUCUACAGCUGGUGGUUCCAUUACUAUCCAAGGUAGUUAUUUGAAUUCCCAACGUCAAAACAAAACAGGUACCAGUGUAGCUGUUCAAUUUUUGGGAUCGAUUAAUGAGGAAUGUACCGCUCCAUAUUUCUUGGAUCACGAUCUCAUGUACACCUACCUUGUAUGCCAAGCUCCAGCAGGAUCUGGAAAGAAUAUUGAAGUAAAGGUUACUAUCGAUGGAAUGUCUGAUACAAUUGGUUUUAGUUAUGGUGCACCAACCCUUAUUAAUGUAACUGUUAGUAACAAGAAUUUUGUCACUUUGAACGGUACCAACUUUGGAAAUGACAACACUUUGGUCAAAGUUGCUUUGAACUCCCAAAACAUCGAUACUUUCACUUUGGUAUCAUCCAAUAUUAUCACAUUCCAAGCUCCAUCCAGUUCUGUCAAUGGUUUAGUUAUUGUAACUGUCGAUGAAAGAUCAACCAAUGGUCAAUAUGCCUCUUUCUAUCCAAUCAUUUCAACUGUUACUCAAUCAGCAACCCAAGGAUCAGAGAUUAUUAUUACCGGUACUUUCUUGAAUCAAUUCUCUACUGGUGGAAGACCAACCAACACUAUCAUCUCUGUUGACUCUGUAAAUUGUACAGGAAUUAAAUGGACAGCUAGUAACAAUCAACAAGUUGUUUGUACCGCUCCUGCUGGAACUGGAGUUGGUCAUCAUGUCACUGUUUCCAUCGAAUCACUUUCAAGUAACACUAUCUUUUUAGAUUACCUUCCACCUGCAAUUUCCUCGAUCUCCCAAAACAUUGAUGAUAUCUCAAUCUCUGGUACCAACUUUGGAACUUCAGUUUCCAAGGUUUCCAUUUCCGCCGGUUACACAGUCAAGAGUGUCAUUGAUAAUUUAAUUGUUGCAACCCUCAACUCUAAUUCCAAGAAUGGACAAAUUGCAGUUACAGUUGACACUCAAAUUUCCAACACAUCAUUGUUACAAAUCCAACCAAUCCUUACAAAUGUCAACUCUGUUUCUCCAUAUGGUGGAUCUGUUACAAUCAGUGGUAGAUAUUUGAAUACCAAGAACUCAGAUAACCAAGAAACUACAAUCUCUAUUACUAUUGGAGGUCUUAACUGUCAAUUUACCAAUGCUCCAGUUGACGGAUCAUCUUUUGCCUGUACCUUGGGUCAACAAUCAAUGAGCAGUGCCAACGUCAAUGUCACAAUUGACGGAAAGUCUGGUUCCUACCAAUACAGCUCUCUCUCUCCAGUUGUCCUUUCUUCAUCUCAAUUAUUCUACCAAGUAGGUGGUGUAAUUACAGUUGGAGGAACCUACUUUAUCGAACCAUUAACUGUACAAGUUGAAGGUGUAGCCUGUUCAAACCCAACUCUUAUCAGCUCAACUUCAUUGACUUGCAACUACAACUCUUCUGUUGCUCAACCAAACAAUACAUUACUCACUGUCCAAGUUCAAUCCGGAUCACUCCAAGCUAGUGCAGAUAUAUUCAGUUACCUUCAAGAUACUUGUGAGGAUGGUUGUGGAGAUGGACAAUGUAUCAAUGGAUUCUGUCAAUGUAAUGAAGGAGUUGCAGGUAGUAACUGUGAUGUUGAAUAUGAUCAGCGUGUUGUUCCAAAGGUUGAUGCCAAGAGUGCGCAAUUCAUUUCCAAUAUUACCUUCAAUGCAAUCCUUGCGGGUGCCAAAGAAGUUGAUGCUUCUGGUGCAACAAUUCACCUUUGGAAUUUCAAUGAUACCGCCAUGACCUGGAAUGUUAUCAACACUACUGAAAAUGAUCAAUACAUUAGAACUGUCAACCAAGGUUCAUUCUCCGCUCCAAACCCAAUCAUUGUUGAAGUUGAAACCACCACCUGGAAACAAGAAACAAUUGCACCAUUCGUUGGUCAAGAUCUUGUAUUCCCACUCAACUCUUUCUCACACAAAGUCAGAAUUUCCAAUGUCACUUUUGCCAAUCCACAAAACUCUUUGGUAGUAAUCUACAAGGCAACCUAUCCUUCUCUUAUUGUCGACGAUUGUGAAGAAUCACAAGCCGAAGUUGAGAGCCUACAAAACUCACUUACCAAGACACUCAAAUCACUAACUAUUGACACUCCAUUUGGUGCUUUAGUUGCUUCAUUCUCUAACCGUUUGAUUAGAGAUCACAUUCACUACAUUUUGGAUAUCCAAACUGUUCAAGAUAACACCACAUUCCCAGACUCUGAAGGAGAAAGCAGUGUAUCGAUUGCACUCAACAUCCCCAAUUUUACAGAUCAUAUUAUUUAUGAUCCAAUUUUCGUUUCCUAUUCCAAGACCGAUGCAGUCCACAGAAACUGCAACUCAUCCAAGAAGAACAGAAACUGGGUAAUCCCUGUUGCUGUUGUUUUAUCUAUUGUUGGUGCCGCCUUACUUGCAGGAUUGGGAUACUUUAUCUAUAAACGUAAAAAAAAUGCCUCAAUGAAGAGAAUGGUACAAAUGGAUUUACAUUAA